Anopheles arabiensis is the source of this 1592-nucleotide messenger RNA. RefSeq names its product splicing factor 45 (gene Spf45). Gene Ontology annotation, molecular function: RNA binding. Gene Ontology annotation, cellular component: precatalytic spliceosome. NCBI's taxonomy places the organism in Eukaryota, Metazoa, Arthropoda, Insecta, Diptera, Culicidae. The transcript has 4 exons. Gene Ontology annotation, biological process: alternative mRNA splicing, via spliceosome; mRNA cis splicing, via spliceosome. The record is from RefSeq and is a predicted model, not a curated record. Bases 114 to 1502 code for a protein of 462 amino acids.
GUAUUUCUGGUCACUCUGCGUGUAGCAGUCAACAAAACAAAGCUAGCAUUUGUAUCGAUUUUUAGACGAAAAACGCGCUCCAGAAGGUCGCUUGCAGAGUGAAAUCACAAAUAAUGGCUCUGUACGACGAUCUGGACACGAAGCACGGGCCCGACAAGGUGGCCGGGUGGUCGUCCGGAUUGAAACUGUUCCAGCCACAGCUGCAAGUGAAGAAAGUGAAUCAACCCACCAUCACACCGAAAGCAAUUCUGCGAAAACCAGGCAGUAAGAUUCUUACACCCGUUGUGCUGAAGGCGAAAAAAGAACCAACCGAACAGACGCUCCCGUUCUUGGCAGCUUCCGGCCCCGGACCGAGCACAUCACUCACUGAUCCCUCUUCCGGCAUCGUGGUAAAAAGCACCAAAGGGCCCAUCACGGUCACGACCACGAAUGCAACGCCCAACCCGAUCAGUGCGGCCGUCACCGACGACUACAACUGGGACGUGGUGGACGAGUACGAUCCGAUGUGGCCGAACGAGUACGACAAGCUGGUGAAGGACCGGAAAGCGAAGGAGCCCCCGAUAAAGCCGCUGCAGGGCGGGUUCGGACGGAACCGGCGGGAGUACAAACGUUCGUUCGGUGGUAUGCGCAACAGUAACAACAACAACAAUAGCAACAACAACAGCAACAGUAGCGGCGGUGGUGGCGGCGGCAACAGUAAUGCCGGCCCAAGUCACGGCAGCAGUCAGCCGGACGAUGACGGUCCGGUGGCAAAGAAGUUCAGCGGGUUUGCGGGACGCCCCUCGUCGGACGAUGAGGAAGAGUUCCGGCCCGGACAGAGUCGCCCGUCGGGUGCGGCCAUUGCACCGCCACCGUCGUUGCAGGAAUCGUGUGCCGGUGGCAUCCCAUCGGAAGGUGGUUCCAAAGUUUCGCAGCUCGCGGCAUACGGUGGUAGUUCGGUGGCGGCCAAAAUUAUGGCCAAAUACGGUUUCAAAGAUGGUCAGGGGUUGGGUAAGCAGGAGCAGGGUAUGGCGGUCGCCCUGCAGGUGGAGAAAACAUCCAAACGGGGUGGUCGAAUCGUGCACGAGAAAGAUAUAUCGGCCACCACCAGCACGGUCAGUGGCAGUGGCGGCGGCAGUGGUUCCGGUACUGAGAUAGUCACCACCCCUCCGAGCGCAAGUCAGGGCGCCGCAUCCGAGCCGUCAAUUACCGAGAUUAUGAAAUCACCGAGCAAAGUGGUGCUGCUGCGGAACAUGGUCGGACCGGGCGACGUGGACGAUGAGCUGGAACCGGAGGUGAAGGACGAGUGCAACACCAAGUACGGCGACGUGGUGACGGUGGUAAUACACGAGGUGCCGGACGUGGUGCCCGAGGAAGCGGUUCGCAUUUUCGUCGAGUUUAAGCGCAUGGAAAGCGCCAUCAAGGCGGUGGUCGACCUGAACGGGCGCUUCUUUGGCGGGCGGCAGGUGCGGGCCGGCUUUUACAAUCAGGAAAAGUUUGAAAACAUGGACCUGGGAGGUUGAACGUGCGGGGGAGAUGGUGGUACUAAGUCUAAAUAAGCUAGCAUAAAUAAAACAUCUUCUCGCGUGAGUAAUACAACGCGUAAUGUGUAA